UCUGUGUGUGAUUGCUGCCUUUGAAGACCUUCACAUCUUCAUUGAUCUAAUUUGCACGCAGAGGGCAACAUGGCACAGGGUUCUCCAUGUGCUCUCGCUCAGUGCGCCUCUGAAACCAUAUAAAUGUGAGGAGCAGUAAAGACGCCACUUCUUUCACUUGGUCAUCUUCACGGUGCACUUUUUUCCCCUCCACCUUCAAUCCUCCUUCCACCAGCUCACCUUCAGUUCCCUUUUGCUUUCACCUGCUGCGUUUCGGAUUUGACACCGCCGCACCACCAGCGCGCACUUUGGCACAUUGGAUGCACUUCAACAUCGGAACCAGGGGAGGAAAAAAAAGUUUGGCUGCUCUUAUUUUGAGUAUUGUUUUGUUGUUUUAAAGUUCUCCAAACACCAGGAUGAGUGUCAAAUCUGACUCCGAGCCCAACAACAACGUUGUUGAAGAAGAGGUGCGGACGCUUUUCGUGAGCGGCCUGCCAACAGACAUCAAACCUCGUGAACUCUACCUCCUAUUUAGACCUUUUAAGGGUUAUGAAGGUUCUCUGAUCAAGUUAACAUCAAAGCAGCCUGUCGGCUUUGUAACCUUUGACAAUCGAUCUGGCGCUGAAGCGGCAAAAAACGCCUUAAAUGGUGUUCGCUUUGACCCUGAGAACCCGCAGACCCUCCGUUUAGAGUUUGCUAAAGCCAACACGAAGAUGGCAAAGAGUAAGCUGAUGGGCACGCCGAACCCCACAAAUAUCCACCCAGCUCUAGGGGCACACUUCAUAGCACGGGACCCAUAUGACCUGACGGGGGCAGCACUGAUUCCUGCAUCUCCAGAUGCUUGGUCUCCAUACCCCCUGUACACUGCAGAGCUGAGCCCUGGGCUGCCCCACACUGCCUUCACCUACCCUGCUGCUGCGGCGGCCGCUGCUGCCCUCCACGCCCAGAUGCGUUGGUAUCCAGCAGCGACAUCAGAGUCCUCCCAACCUGGAUGGAAAUCAAGGCAGUUCUGUUAAAGAUGAGAUAAAGAUGGCAUUUACCUGUAAUGGAGAGAAGCUAUUGCAGCCCAUACUUGACAGCUUGGCUCUUCAGGUUGUGGAAAUCUUCUCAACAGGAGGCUCAGAUGGUACCACCAUGCUAGCACUUGCCUUAGUUCUGUUAUGAAUUGUGUUGAAUAAGUUUAUAAUAAGCAGUAAAUUUUUGAGGCUGCUUGCAUUUUUGCCCCUUUUUUCUUUUUCUCCUUUUCUCCCCCUCACUGCUUUUGUUUUUUGGGGGGGUUGAGGUUGGUCAGUCGGUCGCCCGGGCCUGAACUAGAUAUAUAGGUUGUGUCCCCAUGUCUUAUGUAUUCCUCCUAUGCUUGGUGUAUUCGAAUCAUUUUGCGUUUGUUACCUUGGUCCUUUUGUGUUGGAUAUUAAAGUAGUGGCCAGCUCUGUUUCGAGGGCUUGGGUGUCUGCCCAGACAGCUUGCGCAAGCUGUGAUUAUGCGUGAACUAUUAUUUUAAUGUGCCAUCAUGUCUAGGCUUGUAAACAUUUCCAUAUAAGACAGUUGUGACCCUGCCAAAUACAGACAAUCCAAGUAUAAGUAGUCUAUGUGGAGAGAAGUGUGCAAUUAAGUUAUUCUUUUUGUUUGUUUGUUUAAUGUACUGAUUUAAUAACCUGCAGAGCAGUUGUUGGACUGUUUCUUUUUUUUUUUUUUUUUUUUUUGUUUUGUUAGAUAUGUCAUCUUGACAGAGGUCAAACACUGUGGGUGGCAGAUUUAACUGUUAACAUUCGUUUGCUGUAGAAGGACGUAUGCUGGAUGAUGGCGCAUGAAGAUAAAAUGAUGCAUGAAGGGGUUUUAAUGGAUUAUAGUACAUAUGGUCAAUACUGACAAGUUUAUUUGUAAAAAAAAAAAAGUCUGUCGAAUUGUAUGAUACAGUAUUAAACAUGUUAAUGCAUUA
Silurus meridionalis is the source of this 1918-nucleotide messenger RNA. RefSeq names its product RNA binding protein, mRNA processing factor 2b (gene rbpms2b). Lineage: Eukaryota; Metazoa; Chordata; Actinopteri; Siluriformes; Siluridae. The transcript is spliced from 8 exons. Gene Ontology annotation, biological process: negative regulation of smooth muscle cell differentiation. Gene Ontology annotation, molecular function: mRNA binding; protein homodimerization activity. The record is from RefSeq and is a predicted model, not a curated record. Bases 396 to 995 code for a protein of 199 amino acids.